GCGAAGUGAGCAUCCUCGACCAAAGAGAGCGCCUCGCCAUGGCAGUCUACACGUGCUCUGAGCCGCUGUAUGGUCUCCAUUCGCUGUGUGUUCCAGUUUGCCAUGGUCAUCGAAUCUCCGUGUGCCAGAUUGCGAGAAGUGAGCAUGCCGAGCUAAGUCCCCGCAGGGCGCGAAGAGACCCAGGCGCAUUGCAGAAGGCAGUUGAGCAGUGUGCGGUCGAGAGGCGUGCAGCGGUGGAGGAGGGGGGAGCGUGUCCGAGCUGGUCCCGCGGCGCGAAGAGACCCGGGCGCAUCACAGUUCAAAAAUCGGGUGCGGUCGAGAUGCGUGGAGCGGUGGAGGAGCGUGUCCGAGCUGGUCCCGCGGCGCGAAGAGACCCGGGCGCAUCACAGUUCAAAAAUCGGGUGCGGUCGAGAUGCGUGGAGCGGUGAAGGAGCGUGUCCGAGCUGGUCCCGCGGCGCGAAGAGACCCGGGCGCAUCACAGUUCAAAAAUCGGGUGCGGUCGAGAUGCGUGGAGCGGUGGAGGAGCGUGUCCGAGCUGGUCCCGCGGCGCGAAGAGACCCGGGCGCAUCACAGUUCAAAAAUCGGGUGCGGUCGAGAUGCGUGGAGCGGUGGAGGAGCGUGUCCGAGCUGGUCCCGCGGCGCGAAGAGACCCGGGCGCAUCACAGUUGAAGAAUAGGGUGCGGUCGAGAUGCGUGGAGCGGUGAGGCAUAGAGCGGGUGGCGAGGAGGUCCAAGGGAGGAGGAGAUGGUUGCUUCGUGGACUGCCUGUGAGUGGGUUGUCCGUCUGUCUCCAUACCAUAUCAUCGCCUCGUCAGUGGGUUGUCUGUCUGUCUCCAUACCGUAUCAUCGCCUCGUGUGCGGCAGCGCCGAGCAGCAGAACGAAGAGCAGCGACGACUGCGGUUGGAGCGCGGGAGCGAGGGGCGGGCGCCGCGGCGGCGGCGGAGGAGAGAGCGGUGGCAGGAGGAGUGGCGGCGGUCUUCGGGAUCGCAUGUGCGUUGGUGAAGGUGCUGUGCGGCUGUCGGUGUCAUCGUGGCUCCGUCACCAUUCGUCCGUCACCAUAUCAUCGCCUCGUGAGGGCGGCAGCGCCGAGCAGCAGGACGGGUAGCGACUGCGGUGGAGCGUCGGAGCGAGAGCGGGGGGGCGGGGGGCGCGGCGGCCGCAGGGUGGCGGCGGCGGCGGCGGCGGCGGUGAGGGGGGAGAGGGAGGCGACGGGCGGUGAUGGAGAGACGGCGCCAAUAUGGAUCACGCUCUCUCACCGCACGCAUGCUUGCACCGAGGCACCGAGGCGAGACGACGAGCGCGACUGCGAGGUUGGAACACCGGACGAGGGGGCGGGGCGGGCGGCGGCGGCGGAGGAGGCGGCGGAGGUGGCGGUGGCGGUGGCGGGUGGAGCGAGGUGAUAGAGGGGAAGAGGAGCUGACUGGCCUCGCGAGCCACGUGCCGCCGAGCAGGAAGGUAGCGACUGCGGUGGAGCGUCGGAGCGAGGGCGGGGGGAGGCGGGGGGCGCGGCGGCCGCACGGUGGCGGCGGCGGCGGCGGCGGCGGUGGAGGGGGGGAGGGAGGCGACGGGCGGUGGUGGACGUGGAGAGAAGCACACACAGGACCACUUGCCGAAAGAAGCUCGAGCCGCCCGGAGGCUUGUUUGCAACUGCGGUUGGCAGCGGAAGCGAAGGGCGGGGCCGGGCCGGGCAGGCGCAGCCGAGUGACACCGGCGCCAACAUGGAUCACGCUCUCUCACCGCACGCAUGCUUGCACCGAGGCACCGAGGCGAGACGACGAGCGCGACUGCGAGGUUGGAACACCGGACAAGGGGGCGGGGCGGGCGGCGGCGGCGGAGGAGGCGGCGGAGGUGGCGGUGGCGGUGGCGGUGGCGGGUGGAGCGAGGUGAUAGAGGGGAAGAGGAGCUGACUGGCCUCGCGUGCCGCCGAGCAGGAAGGUAGCGACUGCGGUGGAGCGUCGGAGCGAGGGCGGGGGGAGGCGGGGGGCGCGGCGGCCGCACGGUGGCGGCGGCGGCGGCGGCGGCGGUGAUGGGGGAGAGGGAGGCAAGUCGUUGACCUGUCCACCUUGU
This is a messenger RNA of Emiliania huxleyi CCMP1516, 2067 nucleotides long. RefSeq lists its product as hypothetical. The coding region runs from base 1219 to 1887 and encodes 222 amino acids. Lineage: Eukaryota; Haptophyta; Isochrysidales; Noelaerhabdaceae. The record is from RefSeq and is a predicted model, not a curated record. The transcript is spliced from 3 exons.